AUGGUUCUUCUCUCUCUCCUCGUCGGCGCCGUCGCCCUCGCGCCCACCGCUCUCGCUGCCGCCCCUACCGAACUCACCGACGCCCUCUACGGCCGUGCCUUACCGAACAACCCGUCCGGCAACUACACGCCCAUCUACGUCGACUGCCCGGCCGCCCGACCGGCUGCCCGUGUGGCCAGCGCUCUGUCGACCAACGAGACCGAGUGGCUGGCACUGCGGCGCAAGAACACGCGCCAGCCGUUGGUCGACUUCCUCGUGGCCGCCAACAUCACCGGAUUCAACGCGACCUCCUAUGUGGCGGCCGCGUCGACCCGCAACGUGCCCAACAUCGGCCUGGCCAUGUCGGGUGGCGGAUAUCGAGCACUGAUGAACGGAGCUGGCUUCCUGGCCGCCGCCGACAGCCGCACGACCGAUCUGCCGGCCAGCAACGUCAGUAUCGGCGGUCUGCUGCAGGCGUCGACCUAUCUGGCCGGCCUCUCUGGCGGUGGCUGGCUGGUCGGCUCCAUGUUUGCCAACAACUUCUCGACCAUUGUCGAGCUGCGUGACGGCUACGUCGGCUCCGAUCUCUGGCGCUUCGACAACUCCAUCUUCUCCGGCCCCAGCGACGAUGCCCAGAACAGCGGCAGCACCCAGACCACCAGCACUUCGACCCGACGCCGCGCCAUCGAGGCCAUCCGCCACAUCGCCCGUCGUGACGGCGUUCAGCUCGACCUCGACAACGAUGACACCGCCCCCAAGACCGCCCAGCAUCUCCACAUCAUCGACACCGCCGAGUACUGGACCCACGUCGCCGAUCAGGUCGCCGGCAAGGCCGACGCUGGCUUCCAGACCUCCCUCACCGACUACUGGGGCCGCGCGCUCUCGUACCAGCUCAUCAAUGCUCCCUAUGGCGGCGUUGACUACACAUUUUCUUCUAUCGCCCUCGCCGACAACUUUAUCGCCGGCCAGACCCCCUUCCCCAUCCUCGUCGCCGAUGGCCGCGCCCCCAACACUACCAUCAUCUCCCUUAACGCCACCCUCUAUGAAUUCAACGCCUUCGAGAUGGGCUCCUGGGAUCCCACGACCUACGGCUUCGUUCCUACUGAAUACCUCGGCUCCAACUUCACAAACGGCGUCGUGCCCACCGGCAACGACAGCCACUGUGUCCGCGGCUUCGACCAGUUCGGCUAUAUUAUGGGCACUUCCUCUACCCUCUUCAACCAGUUCCUGCUGACUAAUCUGAGCACCGAGAUUAAUGUCCCGUCCUUUGUCAUCAAGGUCAUCGACCACAUUCUCGAGGAUCUCGGCAACGACAACAACGACAUUGCCCAAUACGUUCCUAACCCCUUCUACAAAUACCAUCCCGAGACGAAUGCGGCUGCCGAAGACAUCCAACUGUCUCUUGUCGAUGGCGGCGAGGACCUCGAGAACCUGCCUCUGCAUCCGCUCAUCCAACCCUUCCGCCAGGUCGAUGUCAUCGUCGCCGUCGACUCUUCCGCCGACACCGACUACAACUGGCCCAACGGCACUGCUCUGCGCGCUUCUUACGACCGCUCGCUUGGCGACAUCUCCAACGGCACUCUCUUCCCUGCCGUUCCCGACGACAACACCUUUGUCAACCUCGGUCUCAACAAGCGGCCCACCUUCUUCGGCUGCAAUGCCUCCAACUUCACCCUCACCGACGGCCAGACUGUCCCUCCACUUGUCGUCUACCUGCCCAAUGCGCCCUACAGCGUCGAUAGCAACGUCUCAACCUUCACCGACAGCUACACCCUCACCCUGCGCAACAAGAUCAUCACCAACGGCUUCAAUGCCGCCACCCAGGGCAACGGCACCGUCAACGCUGACUGGACCACCUGUCUCGCCUGCGCAGUCCUCAGCCGCAGUUUCACCCGCACAAACACCUCCGUUCCUGCUGCGUGCACCACCUGCUUCGCAAAGUACUGCUGGAACGGCACCCUCAAUACCACCAACUACGGCGCCUACGAGCCCACCUUCCUCCUCGCCAACGUCUCCUCUGCUGCUGUUCGUGGUCUCCCUGCUGCCGGAAGCACCAUGCGCACUCUAGCUGCUGCCUCUCUCAGCUCUCUCCUCGCCUUCCUGCUCCUGUAG
Messenger RNA from Grosmannia clavigera kw1407, 2091 nucleotides. RefSeq names its product lysophospholipase plb1. Gene Ontology annotation, cellular component: intracellular membrane-bounded organelle; cytosol. The coding region runs from base 1 to 2091 and encodes 696 amino acids. The transcript has a single exon. Gene Ontology annotation, molecular function: A2-type glycerophospholipase activity. Gene Ontology annotation, biological process: glycerophospholipid catabolic process. The record is from RefSeq and is a predicted model, not a curated record. Lineage: Eukaryota; Fungi; Ascomycota; Sordariomycetes; Ophiostomatales; Ophiostomataceae.